AAUACAUACUGCUCAAAGUCAGAUACAAGUAUGUUCUGUUGGGAGGUGUCCAUUCUGUGUUGUCUCAACCACCCCUGUGUGAUCCAGUUUGUGGGAGCAUGUUUGGACGACCCCAGUCAGUUUGCCAUUGUAACCCAAUAUGUGGCCGGAGGAUCACUGUUCUCAUUGUAACACGAGCAGAAUCAUCGAUCUGCAGUCCAAGGUCAUCAUUGCCAUUGAUGUAGCCAAGGGCAUGGAGUAUCUCUGCACAAUCAGACCCAACCAAUCAUUCACAGAGACCUCAACAGAGUCUCGCUUCCUGUUGUCUGUGGAUGAGGAUAACAUGACUAAACAACCUGGGAACCUGUGUUGGAUGGCCCCAGAGGUGUUUACCCAGUGUACACGCUACACGGUGAAAGCGGACAUGUUCAGCUAUGCUCUCUGCCUGUGGGAGCUGCUCACAGGGGAGAUUCCAUUCACACAUCUCAAACCCGGCACAGCACUGUGAUACCGAAUACUGCCCCUUAAUGCCCUUUAGACUGGGUUAUAUGGUUUCAUUUUCUCUGUAUUUGGAACUUUUUAUGGGUUUUUCAUCUUUAUUUUCAAGCUGAUUAGCAAAAUAUAAUUAUAUAAAU
Cyprinus carpio (common carp) is the source of this 614-nucleotide messenger RNA. RefSeq names its product serine/threonine-protein kinase TNNI3K-like. NCBI's taxonomy places the organism in Eukaryota, Metazoa, Chordata, Actinopteri, Cypriniformes, Cyprinidae. Gene Ontology annotation, cellular component: cytoplasm. The record is from RefSeq and is a predicted model, not a curated record. Gene Ontology annotation, molecular function: ATP binding; protein kinase activity. Gene Ontology annotation, biological process: signal transduction; protein phosphorylation. The coding region runs from base 140 to 487 and encodes 115 amino acids. The transcript is spliced from 4 exons.